GAUGGGUUUGCCAGUCAGGUGACCCGUCCGCCAUUUUGUCAGCCAUUUCCUACACUGGUCCGCUGCAGAUCAGUGCUUACAGAAAGAGCGAAAGCCCUCCUGCGCAGGCCGCUGUUCGGGACUGAAUGAGAGACUAGCGCUCCAGCGGGCCGGUCAGUGCUCACAUAAAGCCCGUGUCUGCGGUUCGGUCCGGUAGGACUGGAGGGAAAUCACCAUGGCUCUGAAGAUCGUGAAGGGGAGCAUCGAUCGGAUGUUCGAUAAAAACCUGCAGGAUUUAGUACGUGGCAUUAGGAACCACAAGGAAGAUGAGGCCAAAUACAUCUCAACAUGCAUCGAUGAGAUCAAACAAGAACUCAAACAGGACAACAUCGCAGUUAAAGCCAAUGCCGUCUGCAAGCUCACCUAUUUGCAGAUGCUUGGUUAUGAUGUCAGUUGGGCUGCGUUCAACAUCGUGGAGGUGAUGAGCUCCUCCAAAUUCACAUACAAGCGAAUCGGUUACCUUGCAGCAUCGCAAUGCUUUCACGAGGGCACUGAUGUCAUCAUGCUGACGACCAAUCAGAUCCGCAAGGAUCUCAGUAGUCCCAACCAGUAUGACACCGGAGUGGCCCUGACUGGCCUUUCCUGCUUCGUGACCCCUGACCUUGCUCGUGACCUGGCCAACGACAUCAUGACUUUGAUGUCCCACACUAAGCCGUACAUUCGCAAGAAGGCGGUGUUGAUCAUGUACAAAGUGUUCCUGAAGUACCCGGAGUCCCUUCGCCCCGCCUUCCCACGCCUCAAAGAGAAGCUGGAGGACCCAGACCCCGGUGUCCAGUCGGCAGCCGUGAACGUCAUCUGUGAACUGGCCAGAAGAAAUCCCAAGAACUAUCUUUCCUUGGCACCCCUGUUCUUUAAGCUCAUGACCUCCUCCACCAACAACUGGGUUCUCAUCAAGAUCAUUAAGCUGUUUGGUGCUCUCACUCCUUUGGAGCCUCGUUUGGGGAAGAAGCUGAUUGAGCCCCUAACAAACCUCAUCCACAGUACCUCGGCCAUGUCGCUUCUCUAUGAGUGUGUCAACACGGUCAUAGCAGUGUUGAUCUCGCUGUCCUCUGGGAUGCCCAAUCACAGUGCUAGCAUACAGCUGUGUGUGCAGAAGCUACGAAUCCUGAUUGAAGACUCGGACCAGAACUUGAAGUACUUGGGUCUUCUGGCCAUGUCCAAGAUCUUAAAGACGCACCCCAAGUCUGUGCAGUCACACAAGGACCUGAUCCUGCAGUGUUUGGACGACAAAGAUGAGUCCAUCCGACUGAGAGCCCUGGAUCUGCUCUACGGCAUGGUCUCUAAGAAGAACCUGAUGGAGAUUGUGAAGAAGCUGAUGCUGCAUGUGGACAAAGCGGAAGGCACCACUUACAGAGAUGAGCUGCUCACCAAGAUCAUUGACAUCUGCAGCCAGAGCAACUACCAAUAUAUCACCAACUUUGAGUGGUACAUCAGUAUCCUGGUGGAACUGACUCGUCUGGAGGGCACAAGGCACGGCCAUCUAAUCGCCUCUCAGAUGCUGGACGUCGCCAUCCGUGUCAAAGCCAUCCGAGGCUUCGCCGUGGCUCAGAUGGCCACUCUGCUGGACAACGCACACCUGCUGACUGGCAACACGCAGCGCAACGGGAUCUGCGAGGUUCUCUACGCCGCCGCGUGGAUCUGCGGAGAGUUCUCAGAGCAUCUUGAAGACCCCAUGCUGACACUGGAAGCCAUGCUGAGACCCAAAGUGGCCACCUUGCCCGGUCACAUCCAGGCGGUGUACGUGCAAAACGCCGCCAAGCUGUUUGCGACGGUGCUGCAGAAGCACGAAGGGGACACGGACAGCCAAGCGGCGCAGGAGACCAGCCAGCUGCUUAUAGACAGACUGCCGCUGUUCGUCCAGAGUGCCAACCUGGAAGUGCAGGAGAGGGCGUCCUGCAUCCUCCAGCUGGUGAAGUACAUCCAGAAGCUGCAGCAGAAGAACGUGGAGGUGGCCGAGGAAGUGACGGCUCUCUUCGCUGGAGAGCUCAAUCCCGUUGCCCCCAAGGCCCAGAAGAAAGUGCCUAUACCAGAUGGUCUGGAUCUCGAUGCCUGGAUCAAUGAGCCUCCGUCAGAGAGCGAGUCUGAGGACGAGAAGCCCAAAGCGGUAUUUGCUAAAGAAGAACCCAAGCACUCCAGAUCAAGACACGCCGAGGUUGACGAGAAAGAGUUGGCCAGGAGGAGGGAAGCCAGGAAGCAGGAACAGGCCAACAACCCAUUCUACAUCAAGGCCUCUCCAUCAUCUCAGAAGGUGUACGACGCGCCAGGUGUAGAACACAUUCCUGUGGUGCAGAUCGACCUUAGCGUGCCUCUCAAAGUCCCAGGGAUGCCCAUGUCCGACCAGUACGUGAAGCUGGAGGAGGAGCGCCGGCAGAAGGAGAAAGCUGACAGAAAGAAGAAGGAGAAGAAGAAAAAGCGUGAGAAGCGAGGAAAAGAAAGGAAAGGGGAUUCGGGUCCCGAGAGCGAGGAAGACAUAACGCCCGCUCACCAGGUGGACAUAGUCACAGAGGAAAUGCCAGAGAAUGCCUUACCAAGUGACGAUGACGAUAAGGAUCCCAAUGACCCUCAUAAAGCUCUGGACAUCGAUCUGGACAAUCUGCUCUCUGGUUCUAGCUCAAGGCCGCUUGCAGACAGCGAGAAGCUUCCGGUGAGGACCCACCGUCCAGAGGUGCUGAAGAGCCCUGCCGAGGACCAAGACGGCGAGAGCGUCUCGCAGGAGACCAAGAAGAAGGGCGGGAAAGAAAAGAAAGAGAAGAAGAAAGACAAGGAAAAGGACAGGAAGAGGAGCAAAGAGGAAAAGAAGAAAAAGAAGAAACACAAAGAAGCGGAGGACGAGCUUCUGGAGUCCCAGCCAGAAGAGGCCGUCCAAUCAGAGGAGACCAAAGAGCCGGCAGCCCCGCCCACAUCCACAUCUGCUGAGGCCUCGGAUCUGGAUUUCUGGCUCUCUAGCGCUCCUGUCCCCCCCGCCGCCCAGGAGGUGACGGUGUCCUCGUCUGCUGCUGCUGCGGACUUGAGCUCAGCGGCUGCUCCAGAGUCUGAACCCGAUGAGCCCAAAGAUACAGAGCCAGAGGACACGAAAUCCUCUAAACACAAGAAGAAGAAGCAGAAGAAGGAAAAGGAGGAGAAGGAGAAGAAAAAGAAGAAGCGGCACCACCAUCACCACCAUCACAGUGACGGCGGAGGAGACGAUUCGGUGCAGAACGGCACCGUGGAGGACGAGGAGCCCCUGCCGCCCAUGUCCAACUACUCUCUGCUGGCCGAGAACCCCUACAUCAAGAUGAUGAAAGAAGAUGCCGAUCAGGUGUACGACAUCCAGGGCAACCAUCAGGAUGAGAGCAAAGUUGUGGUGUCGGUCAUCUUCGAGAACAAGAGCGACAGCUUCCUGAAGUCGAUGGAGUUCAAUGUGCUGGAUUCCCUCAACUCUAAACUCCAGCGGCCGGAGGGAGCCGGCCCUCACGACGGCCUCACCGUCCCCUUCCAGCUGCCCCCAGGGGUUUCGAACGAGGCCCGCUUCGUGUUCUCCGUGCAGAGCAUCGUCAUGCCUCAGAAACUGAAGGGAACCCUCACCUUUAUAGUUAAGUCGGACGAAUCCUCCACUCAUGAGAAACUGGACUUCAAACUGCACUUUACAUGCACGUCAUACCUGAUCACCACUCCCUGUUACAGUGACGCAUACGCAAAGCUGCUGGAGUCGGGCGACCUCAAGGGCAGCUCUCUGCGGCUAGAGGGGGUCAACAUGCCCUUCCACCACCUGCUGGCCAGGAUCUGCUUCCACCAUCACUUCUCCGUUGUGGAGAGGAUCGACUCCUGCGCCUCCAUGUACAGCAGGUCGAUCCAGGGUCACCACGUCUGUCUGCUGGUCAAAACCUCCGAUCAGACGGUCUCCAUCGACGCCAAGUGCGACGAGCCAUCGCUGCUGGGGAAUGUUCUGGAUGAGAUCAAGCAGACCUUCUCGAAAUGCUGAUUGUGUCUGAGAGAGCCCUCGCCCUCGUCUCCCCGAAACCCCCCUGAACCCCCGUCCCAGCACAGCCGCUCGGGCUGAACCACACACUCAGAAUCAUAUAUAUAUCGCACUCUGAGACUCGUGUCCCUCCUCUUCCUUUGUAUUUAUUGGAUCAGUCGUUCUGCUGUUCUUCUUUUUAAGACCACAAAUUUCAAGCCUUUGUUUCCCCUCCUCGACCUCCGACGUGCAUUGUGUUUCUUCACCCUCUUCCUCAGCUUCUUCGUCGCUCUGACGGUCUUUCCAUUGUCUUAACGGUCCAUGACUUUCAUCUUGAGAACUGGAUUUUUUUUUUUCGUUGUCAAUGCUUGAGUUGUGUGCUCCUUUUCUUCUUCUUUUUUUCCUCUCUUCUUUUUGUUUUGCGUUGUGUUGUUUGUUGCGUUUUUAUUUCUGUCCUGAACUCCAUCAUCGCCUUUCUCUGCAUUAAACAUCAAGCGUGUCUGUUCCUUACCAGUAUCGUCGCUUAUGUGUUGCUCUUUUUCGAAGGCUAGCCCUUGCGGGACUGGUUUCGAAACCAGAAACAUCCUUCCCCCGAACUCUAACUGCCUCUGAGCACUAAUUUCACUCAUUUAGUCGCACGCAUACAGGACAUACAGGGUUGCAUCCUCGACCACGUUUAUGCUCGCGAUAUUAGAGAUGACCCUACUAUUUGCGUCCGAAUGUUGGGAGAUAAUACUACAGUUGCAUAAAGGUAACUAAACCGCACACUAACAAACCUUGCUCAGGACAAUGACAGUAGGCGAAAGUGUCGAGAUGAACAAAAUCGGAUUAUUUUACAUCUCGCCAAUCCGAUUCCAGUAAGUCUUAUGCUUUCACGUUCCAGUUAAUAAACGGUAGGGUUGCAAAAGAGGUGAAAAUGUUCCGGUGGAUUUCUGAAACGUUCUUGAAACGUUGUUUUUUGCGAAGCCUUCUGAAAUUCGCUGACCAUUUCCGCCCCUCGGCAGCCCCAUCGGACUCCGCCAGGAUGAAAUCUCCAGGUCACCUGUUUACCUCGCAGUAAUUUUGAUUCGUACUGUAGUUUGUUGAGGGGGGGAAAAAUAUAAAAAAUGCCGCAAAAUCAUUAAUCGCAAUUAAAGUUACAGAAUAAGAGUUUACAUAGCGUGUGUAUUAUCUGUGUAUGUGUAUACAUGCAUGUACAAAUUUCUAUAUUCAUAUCUGAUUCACUAUAUAUAAAAACACUCAUUUUAGUUGGUUUAAUCAAUUUGACUCGACUUAAGUAAUUUGGCUACACACGCACACACACACAAACUAAAGUACUAUUCAAAUUAAUGUUUUAACCCCAAAUAUUCCGUAAACAUGCCAUUUAACACACUGACAGUAUCUCAUGUUUCUGGACAGUAUUAUAUCAAAGCGCCAUCUUGAGAAUAUAACGCUGUUAAAGGGAGCCUAAGAAGUUAAGCGUACACUUCGUACGCUUUGCCACCAUCCAGACUCGUGCUUUUGUGUUCUUCAGCAACUAGAACUGCCGUCUUGUACAUUUGCAAAUUACAUUUUUUAUUUUUUUUUUUUCCCUCCAUGCUGUUAAAUGCCUUUUAUUCCACACUAAUGAACUUCUACUGACUAAUUCAGGCACUCGCUGUAAGUAAUCCCUGUGUUUUUGUAACUGUGUGAUCCAGCACGCUGUAGCGCUCGGUUGCGAGGACGCAACCAAACUAGUGGAGAUCGCUCAUGAAACCUGACGCUGUCCUGAGGGGAACCUCGCAAGUGCUUUCCAUCGUACGAGCGAGUUCAUCAACAAGAAGUGACUUGACGAGCGGGUUAAAAGCACGUUUCUGGAAGAACGACAUCUCUAGGGGGUUACAGGCCCUGUGAGGAGAAAAAAAGCGACUGUAAUUAUUAACAAGUCUGAAUUUUGUGCUACAAGUCACAUUGAAAUUUAUAACUUGCAUGGGUAGGAAUGUAAACUUUUUUUUUUUUUUUUUUUUUGCCUACUUUUUGUUUUGUUUUCGACUAAUACACGAACACUUGCGUAGAAAUCUCCCCUAUCAUUCCUCGAUUGUCGCAAUCAUUUUCUAGUUAUCUUUUUUUUUUUUUUUUUUUUUACGUGAAAGUUGGCUUCACCGUAUUACACCUUUUGAUGGUAUAAUGUAUUUUUAUUUGUUACGAGUACAUAAACUUCAGAAAAUGUCUUGGAAUGUUUUUAAAAAAAAUUGCAUUUUGCAUUAAAUUAUUAUAAAUAUCAGUAGAGGGGGUUUGGGGGGUGGAUUUAGGGGCUCCGUAUAGAUAUGAAUACUUUAGCCGUUAAAUGUGAUUCAAGUGAAGUGGCCCAGCUGAUCUAAUAAGGUUUUUCCCCUCUGGCAAGUUGUAGUGCAGAUAUUGCUGGAUUUGGCUUAUCAUUAAAUAUACUCUCGUCGCUCUUCGUUUGGAGGUACUGUCCAACUCCUUCAUAUGUAUUUUCCGACUGUAUGAUGUAAUAUAAUGUUUUAAGAUGAAUAAAUGAAGUACGAGAAUGACCGAUAAUGUGAAAGCAACGUUUUUGAGAGGUCCACGCAAAAAAAAAAAAAAAAAAAAAAAAAAGAGUUUGAGAAGGAUGCUGAGGUUUUGUGUGUGUACCAAUAAAUUCAUACAUCUAUAUGUAGACCAAGUGUUUGACCGACUGUGCUUGUUCACCCAUGAUUACAAACAGGAAACACUGAACAAAGUUAAUAAAUAUAUAUGUGUAUUUUA
Puntigrus tetrazona (Sumatra barb) is the source of this 6703-nucleotide messenger RNA. It is a transcript of the gene ap3d1, whose product is annotated as adaptor related protein complex 3 subunit delta 1. Bases 215 to 4000 code for a protein of 1261 amino acids. Lineage: Eukaryota; Metazoa; Chordata; Actinopteri; Cypriniformes; Cyprinidae. Gene Ontology annotation, biological process: Golgi to vacuole transport; synaptic vesicle budding from endosome; neurotransmitter receptor transport, postsynaptic endosome to lysosome. Gene Ontology annotation, cellular component: terminal bouton; membrane coat; endosome membrane. The record is from RefSeq and is a predicted model, not a curated record. The transcript has 35 exons.